UGGCCGCCGAGCCGCUGCGGGAACUCUUUCUGCAGGUCGGGGAAGUUUACAGUAACGAUGAAGCUGGCAGCGUACUGACCCAGGCUCUGUGACCUCAUCAUCAUCGCCGCGGCAACGGGAAGACGAUGGACUCCUCCAAUAGCAGCGGCCGGCAGCCCAGCUCGGUGUCUUCAAGCCAGUCCCACGAAUACAAGCUAGUGAUGCUGGGGGAGGGAGGGGUGGGCAAGAGUGCGAUAAUCAUGCAGUUCAUCAGCCACAGGUUUCCAGAGGAUCACGACCCCACCAUCGAGGAUGCUUAUAAAACCCAGAUCAGAAUCGACAAUGAGCCAGCCAAUCUGGACAUACUGGACACUGCUGGACAGGCUGAGUUCACUGCGAUGAGGGAUCAGUACAUGCGCGCUGGCGAGGGCUUCAUCAUCUCCUACUCCAUCACAGACCGGCGCAGCUUCCACGAGGCGCGCGAGUUCAAGCAACUCAUCCACCGCGUGCGCAGGACUGCCGACACGCCCGCUGUGCUGGUGGGGAACAAGUCCGACCUGCAACACCUGAGACAGGUGUCGCGGGAGGAGGGGCAGGGGCUGGCGCGGGAGUUCCAGUGCCCUUUCUUCGAGACCUCGGCCGCGUUCCGCUUCUUCAUCGAUGAUGUGUUCGUGGCGCUGGUGCGGCAGAUCCGCCAGCGCGAGAAAGAGGCUGUGAUCGCCAUGGAGAGGAAGAGCCGGCACCACACCUCAAUCUGGAAGAGACUCAAAUCCCCGUUCAGGAGGAAAAAAGACUGAGCCGGGAGCACGCACUGUACCCACGCACUGUCUCUCUCACACACUGUACCCACACACUGUCUCUCUCACUGUACCCACGCACUGUCUCUCUCACACA
Molecule: messenger RNA, 873 nt
Organism: Polyodon spathula (Mississippi paddlefish)
Lineage: Eukaryota; Metazoa; Chordata; Actinopteri; Acipenseriformes; Polyodontidae
Gene: rit1
Product: Ras-like without CAAX 1
Exons: 6
Coding region: 126-776 (216 amino acids)
Biological process (GO): Ras protein signal transduction
Cellular component (GO): plasma membrane
Molecular function (GO): GTPase activity; GTP binding; calmodulin binding
Source: RefSeq, a predicted model, not a curated record